AUGGCGAAUGACGACGGUGUUGGCGCGCUCAGGCGCAGGCGCGGGACGAUUUUCGCGGCUUGUACGCGAAUACGCACAUUUACCGAAUCCAUCACGUCCGUUACGCCGACCAUUGCGGCUCAACUCGAGGAGCGCCGGGAAAAGCUCGGCGGUUAUUGGUCGGAAUACGACUCCAUACAAACGAAAUUAGAGGCUCAUAAUGAGGCUGAAGCGGAGAAUCGCGCAUCGUUUGAGGAGUCAUACUACGCAUUAUCGGCGCGAAUGCGCGAGUUGCUUUAUUCAGCGUCGGCGCUGAGCGCCUCGGCGCCGCCUUCGCCCUCGUCUUUCGCUAGCGUCGCCGCACAGCCUUUCAACCAUAUAAGGCUACCUAAAUUAGAGUUGCCGAAAUUCACGGGAAAGUACGACGAGUGGUGUCCCUUCUUCGACAGCUUCAACUCUCUCAUUCACGCGAACACAUCGUUGAGUGACAUCCAACGGUUGCAGUAUCUAAGGGCGUCGCUCGCAGGAGACGCGGUCAAGAUAAAUAGCGCAUUGGAAAUCUCGGACGCAAACUACUAG
Mycetomoellerius zeteki is the source of this 558-nucleotide messenger RNA. RefSeq lists its product as uncharacterized. Lineage: Eukaryota; Metazoa; Arthropoda; Insecta; Hymenoptera; Formicidae. The coding region runs from base 1 to 558 and encodes 185 amino acids. The record is from RefSeq and is a predicted model, not a curated record. The transcript has a single exon.